AUGUGGAAGCCGCCGGUAGACUUCCUUACUUUGCAUUAUGCCUGGAUCAUCACUCUGAGUGUAUUAAGUUUGGCGAUUAUCUAUCCAUAUGGAAAUCUCCGAGCGGUCGAUGCCUACUUCUUCGGUGCGAGCGCGUCGACUGAGUCGGGACUGAACACAAUUGAUGUCAAAGCUUUGAAGACCUACCAGCAGGUCUAUAUUUAUCUUAUUCCUAUCCUCGGGAAUUUCGGAUUCAUCAACAUCAUCGUGGUCAUAGUCCGGCUGCGCUGGUUCAAGAAACGCCUGCAGGAGAUUGCGCCGCACAUUCUAAGACCACAGCUAUCGGCUGAACAAGACACUGAGGCUCAGCUACGAGCAGAGAGAGACUCGGAAGAUGUCUCAGAUGUUGCCAGUCUACAGGAAAUUCAGUACAAAAGAUCGGCCGAGAAGAACGAUGAGGCUGAAGUCAAUGAGGGGCCAGAAAUUUUCUCAAACGACUCUCCCGAUCAAUCACUAGAGCCAGACGCGGAUACUGAUACAAAGAAUCCUACGCCAGACUUUGCUCCGCGCCGACAAACUAUUCAGUUCAUUGAUAAUGACCAGGAAUCAUCGAUCAGGGAUAAAGCCCUUUAUAUUCCCCCACCAUGGAGACGCGAUAGAGGUGGUUCAUUCGUUGAAGUUGAUGGGAAUACCGCUGAUGAUGCCAAAUCCGUGGCUUCCACCUACAUCGACCAAGAGCGUAUUGAACAAGGCCUUCGUCGUCGGCAAACUGCAGUGAGCAUCUACUCUGCUACAACACGGCCCCUCGAGCAGGCUGCUUCCAUGAUGUUUAGAGUUGGUGGGUCCUCGGGCCCCAGGCGUAGCCAAAGCUCUCCAUCAAGAAAGAAAAGCAAAUUCAAGCAGCUCGCUUUGCCGAAUAUUUCUUCCCAAGCUACGCAGAGCCGGAACUCCCAGUUUCACCACCUGACUGCCGAGGACCGCGAGAGGUUAGGUGGCAUCGAAUAUCGCAGUUUAAAGCUGCUGCUAAAGAUUGCGGAUGGAUUCAGCAUGCCGAUCCGAAAUAUCGGGCUUACCUUGCAGAGUGUGGCCAAGGCAAUGUAUGGUGGGGGGUUCUAUACUGCUCAAACGAUGGUUGACAACCUCGGCUUUACACUCACACCAGACUCAAUGGUUUCCUUCCAAGACGCGACGUUCCCACUGAUCGUUACGAGUUUCCUUACUUUUGCUGGAAACACCUGCUAUCCAUGUCUUCUCCGGCUGAUUAUUUGGAUCAUGUUUAAGCUCUGCCCGCAAAAUUCGUCAAUGAAGGAAACUCUCAACUUCCUCCUCGACCAUCCACGACGGUGCUUUACACUACUCUUUCCAAGCCGACCGACAUGGAUCCUGUUUGGUAUCUUGUUCGUUAUGAAUACCAUCGACGUGAUAUUCAUUAUCGUUCUUGAUUUGCACAACCCUGCUGUUAACAACCUGGCGGCUGGUCCGCGGGUGCUUGCUGCUAUCUUCCAAGCAGCAUCGGCUCGUCAUACAGGAGCAGCCACGUUCAACUUGGCUAAUGUCAAUCCAGCAGUCCAGUUCAGCUUGGUUGUCAUGAUGUACAUUGCCGUCUUCCCGAUUGCUAUCAGUGUUAGGGCUUCCAACGUUUAUGAGGAGAGAACUCUUGGAGUUUAUAGCCCAGAAGCUGCCGCUGAUGAAACGAACGGCCGAUCCUACAUCAUCGCUCACAUACAGAACCAGUUGAGCUUUGACUUGUGGUACAUUUUCCUUGGUUGUUUCUGCAUCUGUAUUGCCGAGUCUGGUAAAAUUGCAGAUACAAAUAUCCCAGCAUUUUCUGUUUUCUCCGUUCUAUUUGAAGUAGUAUCGGCCUAUGCCAAUGUUGGUCUCAGUCUUGGGUAUCCGACUGUCGAUACAUCCCUCUGUGGGCAGUUCAAUACCUUUAGCAAACUCGUCAUUUGCUUCAUGAUGAUUCGAGGCCGUCACCGUGGAUUGCCGUAUCAAAUCGAUCGUGCCAUUACUCUCCCCGGGGAACACCUUAUCGAUCAUCAUAGAGAUGACGACACGCCGCAAGAAAGAGAGUUAUCGGAAUAA
This is a messenger RNA of Penicillium pulvis, 2064 nucleotides long. RefSeq lists its product as uncharacterized. The transcript has 11 exons. Lineage: Eukaryota; Fungi; Ascomycota; Eurotiomycetes; Eurotiales; Aspergillaceae. Gene Ontology annotation, molecular function: high-affinity potassium ion transmembrane transporter activity. The record is from RefSeq and is a predicted model, not a curated record. Gene Ontology annotation, biological process: potassium ion import across plasma membrane; intracellular potassium ion homeostasis. The coding region runs from base 1 to 2064 and encodes 687 amino acids. Gene Ontology annotation, cellular component: plasma membrane.